This is a messenger RNA of Microthlaspi erraticum, 345 nucleotides long. The record is from the annotation of a GenBank genome assembly. NCBI's taxonomy places the organism in Eukaryota, Viridiplantae, Streptophyta, Magnoliopsida, Brassicales, Brassicaceae.
AUGAUACGGAAAGGGUUUGUUUACUGUGUGGUGGUGCUUUGGAGACACAGGAUCAUUUGUUUUUUGAAUGUCCUUUCUCUGCGUCGAUCUGGAGUAGGAUUAAGGACCAUCUCCGUGUUCCUGCGGCGCCUAUGGAGUGGACUCGGUUACUACUUUGGCUUAAUGUUACUUCUCUCGUGGCUUCCACCAAGUUUGCUUUGCUACAAGGUUGACAAGGAGCGGUUUACGAGAUUUGGAAGGAGAGAAAUCGAAGGCUUCAUGAUGGACUUACUCUUCCUGAUGGGAAAGUCUUCAGUCUUAUUCUCAGCUGUGCGAAAGAUAAAUGUCGAGCUAUGUCUUCCUUAG